AUGGUGCUGACAGAUCUUCCUUUUGAGCAUGGUGCUCUGAUCCACAGUCGAUACUCAACGAUUCGUCGCCCUGACAGUGCUCCAGCUGGCAUGAAGGAUGAUGAUGAAAAGCGACAACGCAAAACCAAAUCCUAUGCUACAUUUCUAAGAGAACAAGAAAGAAAAGUAGGCCCGGAAGGAUUCCUUGAUUCCAGUAGGUAUUCACAUUCUUUUGUGGUAAAGAAACAAAAGCAAAAGAUGCGAAAAUCAGCAGAUUCGGGCAUUCCUAGCCGUCCUUCAGUUGUUUCCUUCAGUGCCAGAGUAGAGAAGGAUGGAAAAGACCACAAGAAGAGGAUGAAGGUUAUUGAGGAAGGCCAGAUGUCCUUGAGGGAUCACAUGUGGCAACACAAACAAGAGGAGAGAGAAUUAAAACGUGUAGAAGGCGAUAUUAUCAAGAAUCAGCGUGCAGUUCGACACACUCUCCGCGACUUUGAGAAUGCGAUUAACAAAAAGAGGAUGCAAGAGGAAAAGAAGCUGAAUCAGGGACUGGAGGUCUACACCAAGAUCAGGCGGGACUUUGUUCAUAAAAAGGAGGAGCUAACAAAACAGAGAAUUGAAAAAAAUGCCCUGAGUGAUCAGGAGGCUAAGAGAGAGGGUAGAAAAAUUGCCAUUAGAGAGUCAGACCUUUCCCGACAGUACCGUGCAAAAAUGAGUGAGAUGGAACUCAAGAGGAUCGAGGUGCUCAGAAUGAAUCAAGAAUUCGAAUCUAAAAUGAGACAGAAAGAGGAUGAGCAGCUCAGGCUACAGAAUGAACUGGCUGAGCUGACCAUUAGUCUGAACAUGGAAUCUCAAAAAGGCAGAGUGAUGAGAUUUGAUGCAAACAAGCAACGAAAGAAGGAUCAGACAAACAAGAUACAAGAAAAUUUACAAGGUGUAGAAAAUGUUAAAAAUAAAUUAAUGAGAAGUGACGGUGAUACAAAGGCAGCAGAAAUGAACAAAAGGAAGUUGAGUGCUGAUCUGUCCCUAACUAAAUCUCACCUAGAUAUCAAGAAAAGAGACGAACAAAGACACUUAACAGACACACAGUUUAGACUAGAUGAUAAUUCUAACAUACAGCGACAACUAAACGAGGCUGCCUUCCAUGCUAAUCUGGAUAUGAAAGCACGUCAAAUUGACCAGAAACUUGAGGCCCACAAUGCUAGGAGGAUCAACCAACUGGCCUCGACAAUGUCCGAAAAGAAGAUGAAGGAAGAUGAAAAACAGGCUGUAUGGGAUGCGAGAUUCCAGAAACGUUACAAUGAUCACAGGCGCAAGGAACACGAUGAUCAGCUUAAAUUCUUCCAGAAAAUGGUGACAAAAGGUGAUGAAUUUGAACAGAAUCUGUAUAACAAAGUGAGAAAUGCAGAAUACACACGUCAGAAACAGGAACAGUCUGUUCGCAGACUUCAACAGACUAUUGCAGAUGUAAAACGUAAAAACUCUAUAAAGAUACGUCAGGAACUUUCAGAAAGACACAGAGAAGAGAGAGAGUUACAAGAAAAACUAAUCCGAGAAAAAGCAGAAUUAGAUAAGGCUCAUGCCCAGAGGGAAGAGAGCUACAUUAAGUUACAGCAGCAUCGCCAGCUUCUUAAGGAGGACAAACACAACCUCAAAGAACAUGAGCGUGAGAAUAUCCGAAUAAUGAAGAUUGCUGAACGGUCAGAUACAGCCCUAACAGAGACGUAUUAGAAUGAAGUUCCACCAUCCCACAGACAUGUUUUAGGUUUAAUACAGGUGUAAUUUGUCGUCAGAGGUACCUCCUCAAAAGACUGUCCACUGUGUAUUUUGUGAGAUGUAUGGAAGAAAGAAUUCUGUGCUGGUCUGUGUAGUCUUGUGUGACUUUCUGCUGAAAUGAAAGGA
Molecule: messenger RNA, 1878 nt
Organism: Ylistrum balloti
Lineage: Eukaryota; Metazoa; Mollusca; Bivalvia; Pectinida; Pectinidae
Product: trichohyalin-like
Exons: 14
Coding region: 1-1707 (568 amino acids)
Source: RefSeq, a predicted model, not a curated record